This is a messenger RNA of Notodromas monacha, 1983 nucleotides long. NCBI's taxonomy places the organism in Eukaryota, Metazoa, Arthropoda, Ostracoda, Podocopida, Cyprididae. The record is from the annotation of a GenBank genome assembly.
AUGCUCUUCGCCUGCGGAGCAAUCAUAUUUCCUCUCCCAUUCCGAAGCAGUUCAAUAUCAAGCAAUUCCGAAAAUGACGAACCGUUGCGAAGCAAGUCGCGAGUUUCGCUCCCGGAAGCUGCGAAGAUCUCCACAGCGGAUAAGCUCAUGGUGAACUUCUUGUUUCUCGCUGAUUUCCUCAUUUCCGUUACGCAAAUAGUGAGCCAGGCCAGUGCCGUGGGCAACACACCAGCGUUGACUGCUUGUCCUCCUCCGGGUUCCACUCUCCGUCGCUCUCCGAUUAAAGUGUGCGACUUCCCUGUGAUCGAAAUCCCAUCAGUGCUUUCGAAGCUUGUCAAGGCCCCGUGGACUUCGGAACGCGAAAUUGCAGUCGGUGUCUGUCAAGACUCUAGGGACGGGGUCGGAGUCGGGGCUUGUGUUGCGAAAGCGGCUUUAAUCGCGUGUUCGCUCCGAGUCCACAACUCGCGAAACUUUGAAGACUUAUUGAAGAGAAUCACUCAUAUUUUAUGCUACGAGCGAUCGAACAUGUGUAAUCAACUCACCGAGUUUCGGGUAACCGUAGACGAGCACGCAACCAACAGCGCCGGUGGCGGCAGCCCGGAGCGGGCCCAGGAGAGCACACGUGCACAAGUCCGCCUGUGGACAGACAGUCAAAAGGAAGAAAAAUUGUCGCUGAAAGACAUGAAGUGCUGGGUGGUUCUGGUACUGCUGAUACUAAAGUCUUCAUGGGUGGCGUGUAUUGAGGCGGCCACUAUUACCCACUACGAGUAUACCGGAGAUAUGGGAAACGAAGGACUGAGCUUCGUCGACUCGUUUCCUGAUGAAAACAUUCUCUUCUCGCGGCCUUCCAGGUCGAAAGAGCCAAUGUGUGGCCUGGUAACUGGGCCGAAGUUCAAAAAAUGCGAGCAGGGUUUCUGCGCAAUCAGAGAGGCGUCGCGUCGGGAUCAUCCCUGGCACGCCGCGAUUUUCCGGGACCGAAACCUCUACGUUUGUUCCGGUGUCCUUGUGCGUCGAGACUGGGUUCUUUCGACGGCAACCUGCGUCUCGGGAAUCGCAGAAAAGCGCCUCAAAGUACGCAUUGGGUCCGUAUCCAUUCGCGGACUGUCGGACGGUGACGCGUGGGAGUCCCCAGUUGCGGACAUCAUUUCGCAUCCUCAUUUCAGUCCGUACUACAUGCAGUAUGACGUAGCCGCGUUGCGCCUACUGCUUCCCGUCGAUUAUGAGAACAGACCAUACGUGAGACCGAUUUGCUUGCCAUUUUCUGCAAGAGAUUUUUCCAGAUAUGACUGCGUGGCAGCUGGCUGGCAUGCCUCACCCUCGAAGGAAAUUUCGGAGACAAUUCACGAAGAUUCGAUGGCCUUCGAACCGAAGUUGGCCCACGUGCCGUAUUCCAUACUGAACGGGUACCAGCUGGACGAAGAUGGCGUCAGUGUGACGAGGAAAUCGUAUCGAAAGCUGUUGCUCGAAGCCGCAGUCAAGCUGACUAGCGAAGAAACGUGUGUGUACGCAGCUCAGGUCAGAGAAGAGCGGUUCAUUUCCGACGGCCUGCGAGCUGGCCAGGGAUGUCUGGCUGGUUACGAGCCAGAAAAUCUCUGUAUUCCUGAUGCAGGAUCAGCUGUAGCUUGCCUGGGUACAGGAAAUGGCUUAUUUAUGCCUGAAGGAGGUGCGUAUCCGACUGCGAGACCUGAUGUUCCAUGCACGCCAUAUCCUCAGCUGAGAAUGAGCCAGUUACUUCGUGCACAACGGAGUCACGAAGAAAAGCCUCAGUAUUUUCUCGCGGGAUUAACAACGUUUGUGGCCGGCUGUGAGGUCGACGACACGCGGCCACCGAUUGCCAUUUUUACUGAUGCCAAAAUUGUGUCUGAGUUCAUCCGCGACCUGAUCCUGUGAUUUCCUUGUUAUUUUUGCUCAAACGAUCCGGGAAAGGAAAGAGGGAACUAUUUUGUUCGCAAGUACAGUAAAGUGAAUCUUCCGAGUCAUCUA